UUCCCAAUGACACAUCCUCAUGUCUAAAAUCCAACAUGGCCGCGCAGUAGGACAAAUGCUAGCAAAACCUCCACUACAAAUGAAAAUAUAACGGACUAGUUUUACUCUCUUUGGGAUUUUAAGUGUAUUCCUAUGUCGCAAUGUGGCUGCCUCUUCAGACAGCGUGUUUAAGAAGCGGGUCAUUCUGCAGGAGAAGUUUCUCUGUUGCUCUUCUGAAGUGUUCAAGGCACAGGGGGCAGUCAGCUGGACUGGCAACACAAACAUGCAAGGCUCUACUAUACAGAAAACACGGAGACCCAUCUCAAGUGAUCCAGUUGGAAGACAUAGAUCUGCCCCCUUUAGGUACAAAGGAUGUCCUGGUUAAAAUUCUGGCAGCUCCGUUAAACCCAUCUGACAUCAACAUGAUUCAAGGUACUUACGCCAUCCUCCCUGACCUCCCAGCUGUUGGGGGCAAUGAGGGAGUGGCACAGGUGGUAGAGGUGGGCAGCCAGGUGAAGUCCCUCAAAACAGGAGACUGGGUUAUACCAAAAGAUGCUGGUCUAGGAACAUGGAGGACAGAGGCAGUGUUAGCUGAGGAGGAUGUCAUCUCACUACCCAAUAACAUUCCCUUGUUGUCUGCUGCUACACUUGGGGUGAAUCCCUGCACUGCCUUCAGGAUGCUGUCUGACUUUGAGGAUCUGAAGCCUGGUGAUUCUGUGAUUCAGAACGCAGCCAACAGUGGAGUUGGACAGGCAGUAAUACAGAUUGCUGCUGCAAGGGGAAUAAACACUAUCAACGUUGUGAGGGACAGACCAGAGUUCACACAGCUCAGCGAUAGGCUGAAGGCCAUAGGAGCGACUCAUGUGAUCAAAGAAGAAGCAUUGAGGCGGCCAGAGAUUAAGGAGCUGUUCAAGAGCUGCCCAAGGCCUAAACUGGCACUGAAUGGAGUCGGAGGAAAAAGUGCCACAGAACUUCUCCGUCAACUACAAUUAGGAGGAUCUAUGGUAACGUAUGGAGGGAUGGCCAAGCAGCCAGUUACUGUCCCUGUGAGUGCCCUUAUUUUUAAAGAUGUGAAAGUCAGAGGGUUUUGGGUCACUCAGUGGAAGAGAGACCACUCAACUGAUGGAGGUGCAUUUCGAGCCAUGCUGGAUGAACUGUGCAGCCUCAUCCAGCAGGGAAAGCUCACAGCUCCUGCCUGCACAGAGGUCAGCUUCCAAGACUUCACCAAAGCUCUGAACGCAGCCAUGCAGCCUUUCACUUCAGCUAAACAGGUCCUGAUCAUUUGAACAUGCUUAACUGAACACCACUCUGCCAUGACUGAGGUAUAUGAACUGACUUGUUACAGCAGGACUGCCUCUUUAUUGUAUACACUGCUCAAGCACAUGCUCAAUAAAUGUGUCCACACUGAA
Notolabrus celidotus (New Zealand spotty) is the source of this 1388-nucleotide messenger RNA. It is a transcript of the gene mecr, whose product is annotated as mitochondrial trans-2-enoyl-CoA reductase. Bases 141 to 1265 code for a protein of 374 amino acids. Gene Ontology annotation, biological process: fatty acid metabolic process. Gene Ontology annotation, molecular function: trans-2-enoyl-CoA reductase (NADPH) activity. Gene Ontology annotation, cellular component: mitochondrion. The transcript is spliced from 10 exons. Lineage: Eukaryota; Metazoa; Chordata; Actinopteri; Labriformes; Labridae. The record is from RefSeq and is a predicted model, not a curated record.